AAGCAAUAGUUAUCAGUCUCAAUACCAAGCAGACAUGGUGAUGUGGCUUGUUAAAUGAAAGAGGUAGUAGAAGAACUAGAAUCUGAAAGAGGUUUUUAGUCCUCUACAUACUAAAUGGUAGAGAUGAUCUGGAAGUACUGCUGUCAAGACAGCAGGUACUUGGAUUGCGAUAAGCAUGGCGGUCUGUAGUAGUCUAGCAUCAGACCAGCCGAAGAUCAACCAUUAUAGUUCAUUUGUACUUGUUCCUGGACACAACUUCUACUACAACUUCCACGAACACUUACUUUCUCAUUCUCGGGUUUGGUUUUGGCUUGUAGAUAAAGAUCAUAGAACUCUUAUUUGAUUCAAAAUUUCGGAACGCUAAGUGUACUAGUACCGCUUCAUACGAUUAUACGAUCUACUUUUUUUGUUCUUGUGACGAGGGUACUAACUAACGAAAUCUACGUCUAACUUUCGCUGAACAACAUACCUGGUGGCGCUGUGUAUGAUGGAAAGACGACUUUGCUAGUUGAUCUAGACCAUUUAGAUUCGAGCGGAGAUCAAGAGGGUCACGAUGACCCUGCAGUUGGUGUCGUUGGAGAAGUUAGAAGUGGAAUAUCAAGCGGUGCAGAUGGUGUCAAAAAUGUGGAAAAGAAUGAGGAGAAGGCGCGCUCAUCUUCUUCAUCCAGGAAAUUUCUUCCUCCAUCAGAGCUCGUUUCCACAGAAGGGUACAUCAAUGAGAACCAGAAACGUUCAGCGUUCUUGAAUGAUCUGACAGUGGGGAAUCGGGUCUUCGCCUUGUGGGGAGAUAACUACAUCUUCUUUCAAAAAACCUACGAUGGAGCUCAACUACGACUUGGAGCUUACAUCUAUGUGCCUUCUGAGCUCUUGCGCGGAAAAGGCUGGAUUUGUUGAGGAAUGGCAUGCCGAUCGCAUCGAACAAAAAUGUUCCUUGCACAUUGAACAGCAACCACGAACGUGGAAAGGCGGGAUGGUUUUUCGGUAUCUUCUCGCACGAACGCGGAAAAGUGGCGAAUUUGAAUCACUUAAGUAAUAAGGACGGUCGGUCUUCGUCUUAGCCUCUCAACAUCUUCGUUGCAAGGGGAGAAGUAGAACGAAAGAUGCAUCAUGGUCUCGAUCUGGGGUAUCGUUCGUAUUGUUAUUUUUGAAGAUAUUUAUAAUUCUGCAUUCUCUUUGUAGGCUGUAGGAGGACGCUAUAACGAACGGGGGAGGGAAGAAGCGACUUCUUAGUGCAUACAACAGAAAGUCGCGAAAAGAUGAAGCUACAGAAGUAGAUCAUUCAGUUUGGAUAACCACAAGCAGCGAAGGCCCCAAUCGUCCGAGACGACGACUGUCAGAGGAAGACUCGAAUACCGCGAAAUACCUGAAGACGCGGACCUCUGAGGAAAUAGAGGAUGGUGCUAGUUUUGGUGUGGCAACCACUGCGGGCCCUGUUGUUAAGAACAAAUUUUCUAAAAGACGAAUAGAUGCUCUCCAUGUGUGCUGGUAA
Amoebophrya sp. A25 is the source of this 1489-nucleotide messenger RNA. NCBI's taxonomy places the organism in Eukaryota, Dinophyceae, Syndiniales, Amoebophryaceae. The record is from the annotation of a GenBank genome assembly.